Brassica oleracea var. oleracea is the source of this 435-nucleotide messenger RNA. RefSeq names its product heat stress transcription factor A-4a-like. Gene Ontology annotation, molecular function: RNA polymerase II cis-regulatory region sequence-specific DNA binding; DNA-binding transcription factor activity. Gene Ontology annotation, biological process: regulation of transcription by RNA polymerase II. Gene Ontology annotation, cellular component: nucleus. The transcript has a single exon. The record is from RefSeq and is a predicted model, not a curated record. The coding region runs from base 1 to 435 and encodes 144 amino acids. Lineage: Eukaryota; Viridiplantae; Streptophyta; Magnoliopsida; Brassicales; Brassicaceae.
AUGAGUCGCAAACUCUCAACGGGAUCUUCUUCUUCAUUCUACGUCCAGUUAUAUCAGAUUGUGGACGAUUGUUCGUGGGAUCAGAUCAUCUCGUGGAGCAAAAGCAAUACUAACAGUUUCAUCGUCUGGGACAUGAAAAAGCUCCGCAGCGACAUUCUUCUCAAAUCAUCCUCUGUUUUGGGCAAAAACGUGACGGAGUUUAUCGCAAAGCUUCGCUCUCAUGGCUUUAGAAGUGUCGCCAAGGGCCCUGGGGAGUUGGAGUUCUCGCAUGAUGAAUUCUCGAGAGGCCCUCUGAUGAAGAAGAAGAUGAUGGUCAAAGCCUUGUCGGAGAGUAUAGAGAGGUUCGAUGCUCAACUCAAAGCGUUGAAGUCUAGACUCAAAGCCAAGAAAGCUUCCCUCAAAGUUGAGAAUCUCUUUCAAAACCUACGUAUCUGA